AUGUCGUUAGUUGGAACUGUUGUGACUCAGUCCAUCAACCUAGCUCUAAAGACAACUCUUGCAUGUAUACUGCUUAUUGGAGCAUAUUUUCUAAGCCCCAUCGCACUUCGUCGCUUUGUAAAGGACAAAGACGGAAAUACAAUCCCUCCCGGCCCCCCAACACGAUACGCCUACCUGCGCAAAUAUGCUGAGCGUGCACUGGAUAGUUGGGCAAAGCAGUAUGGGGACCUCUUCUCCAUUUGGAUGGGCAGUCAACUAUUUGUGAUCAUCUCGGAUCCGCAAGUUGCCAAGGAUCUGUUCGUCACCAACGGAGCAAUAUUUUCGAGCCGGAAGCGAUACUUCAUGAAAAGCCAGGUUAUUCUUAGAGGACGCGCUAUCACUGGCUCUCCGUAUGGGAACACGUGGAGACAACAUCGACGUCUUGCGACUCUGGCCCUUAGUCCCAAAUCAAUGGAGGGACAUGCAGAUAUUAUGGACUACGAGGCUCAUAUGCUGAUGAAAGCUCUUUAUGAGGAAAGUCAACGAGGAACAACCCCAUUGAAUACGACACAAGCUACUGGAAGAUAUGCGUUGAAUAACAUGCUCAUACUUUCCUUUGGGAUUCGAACUACCUCACUGGACGAUCCUUUGGUUGCAAAGGCCCUGAGACUGACUAUGGAAUUUAUGGAACUUACUGGACCGUGGGCGAAUGUAAUUGACUUCUUCGAGAUUCUUCAGUACAUUCCUACUCCAAAAAAAGCAAGAGGACAUCAACUAUAUGCCGAUAUGGUGGACACCUACGGGUCAAUGCUUCUCCAGUUCAAGACCAAGAUGUUAGCCGGGGAGGAAGUUCCCGAUUGUUUGAUCAAAACUCUUCUUGAGAAUCAGGAGUCGGAAAAGCUCGACUGGGAAGAUAUCUGCAUGUUGUCAGCUGUAUUUACAUUGGGAGGAGUACAUUCGGUUUCUGGAAUGAUCCAAUGGUUUAUUGCAACUCUCCCUUCACAUCCCGAAAUAUGUGCAAAAGCGCAAGAAGAACUGGACAGAGUAAUUGGACGUGAUCGCUGGCCUACUAUUGAGGACGAGUUUAAUCUCCCAUAUGUCCGAGCUAUAAUCAAAGAGUUGGAACGACUACACGCGCCAUUUUGGAAUGCAACACCUCAUUUUACAACCGAAGAUUUCUCCUACAAGGGACACUAUAUACCCAAAGACACUGUCGUGAUCCUGAACUGCUAUACUAUCCAUCAUAAUGAAAUUAGAUAUCCUGAUCCAUUUUCCUUCAAUCCUGACCGGUAUCUCGAUGACGGUCUUAGCUGUAACGAAUCUUCAAAACUCUCUGAUCCAAUGGCUCGUGAUCAUUGGGCAUUUGGAGCCGGGAGGCGAAUAUGUCCCGGAAUUCAAACGGCAGAACGCGAGCUAUGGCUAGUGUGUUCACGUUUACUCUGGUCGUUCAACUUCAAAUCCGUUCCGAACGAGCCAAUUAGUUUGGAGGAAUAUGAUGGACUAUCUGGUCGUACUCCAAAGCCGUUUAGAGUGCAUUUGACCCCUCGUUUCGAAGGCGUUUCUAAGAUUUUGGAUAGCGCCGAAGAUGUUCCUUUUUACCUUUGA
Molecule: messenger RNA, 1584 nt
Organism: Psilocybe cubensis
Lineage: Eukaryota; Fungi; Basidiomycota; Agaricomycetes; Agaricales; Agrocybaceae
Exons: 8
Coding region: 1-1584 (527 amino acids)
Molecular function (GO): oxidoreductase activity, acting on paired donors, with incorporation or reduction of molecular oxygen; monooxygenase activity; heme binding
Source: RefSeq, a predicted model, not a curated record